Messenger RNA from Caenorhabditis auriculariae, 7641 nucleotides. Lineage: Eukaryota; Metazoa; Nematoda; Chromadorea; Rhabditida; Rhabditidae. The record is from the annotation of a GenBank genome assembly.
AUGCGACAAUCAGCUGUGGUGGAGAUGUCGCCGAGACAUCCGAUGAGUUUGACCUUAAAAUCUAUCCAAUUGCACUAAAAACUCUGUUUUGUAGAAAGGCAGAACGCCGGGAACAGAGCCUUGGACGAGUCUACUAUUGCCAAAAAAUAAUCCGAAUGACGACAUUUUUAAUACGAUUGGACAUUUUUGAAAAAAAAGUGCUAAAAACGGCUGGGCGAACUGAAAGUGAUGGAUCGACUCGUUCUGCGUCGACGGAAAGCAAAACACGACCUUCAAAAAAGGUUGCAGGCGUGAAAAGUUGUAGGAUAGGGCCAUUAGCGAUCUAAUCUAUCUUUUUUAUUUUGAGAAACUCUUUCAGAGUUUUUAUUUUUUUAGCUGUUGUAUUUUAAGAAUAAAAUUUCCCGGAAGACACAUUUGUUCGUUUUACCCCUUCUCCUCCUUUCUUGAAGACUCGCCCAGAUCGGCAUAAUACAUCUUGGGAUAAACGAGCAGAAGUAAUUUGGAACACCGUUUUUUGAAAGGAGCCUUUGCUUAAACUAAGGAUAUUCAUUUUUUAAAAACAGAAAAUAGUUUUGGAUCACAAUGAUAUAAACGGCGUCUAGUUCGGCCGAACUGUGCUGCAGCUGCUCUCAAAAACUAGAUAGAAAAAUGCUGCUUCAUACAUCGAGUUUGGUCUUUUCAUUCUAAGUUUUUAGUUUCACUUACAAUUUUUUUUUGGUAAAAAUUCUAGCUUUUCCUAAUAAAGCAUUAUGCCGUGUUCAAAUUUGAACAAGUAAUUUCCGCGAAAUGCGAAAUUGUCUCUGACACUCCAAAAUUUAGUUAUCUUUCUCUUUCUCUGACGGCUAUUUUGAAUUUCGCGGAAUCACUUUGAACACGGCAUUAAAAUCGAAAUAUUCACUUUUUUUCUUUCUUUGUGUGAGAAGAAGCUUGUUUGUUUAUGAACAAGUUUCAACUGAACGCAAGCUUCUCCGAGCGCUCGUUCAAUCUCAAAAUUAUUUGUUUUUGUUUCGACGUGUUUUUCUUUACAGUUUGUGUGAAUACCCUUUGCUUCUAAAUUUGAGAUAAACUACUGAAAAGGUUUUUUUUUUCUUUCCCUAUUAACGCCUGUUCAAGGUGGUUGGUUGUGUUAUGGUAAUUGAGAAUCUUUUUUUUUGGGAAUGGCUUAUUUAUCCGUAGACGAAUCGAAAUCAGGUAAUAGAACUAUACCGAGCAUAUACCUCAAAACGGAUCGGGAUGGUAUAAUAAAACUUCAUCGUCCUAGCUCCUGUAUAUGCUUCAGACCUAUCGGAGCUCUACCGCUAGUGCUGAAUGGUAUACCGCAAGCCUGUCGCAAUUUCCUCAAAUUUUGCAAGGUUUGGACCGUGGUACAUACCACCGUUAGGAUUCGCACCCUUCGAUAGACUAUUGACUAUCGCGAUACCCUUGCCCGAUUCGUGUGUCGAGACGUGGAUUCUCUUAACACUUCCAGAAAGGGGUUCUUAAAAAAAAUUGAAAAAAGGACGCUAAGAAUAACUGCCGAGAUAACCGCGAGACGCUGGCGGUACAUUGACAAACUCGCAAACAUGUCGCUUUUUCCUAGGCGUGACCUCGCAUUUCGAAAAUUUUCAAAUUGCGAGAGAAAUGCGAGCUCGUGCCCAGAAAAAUGCGAGACCGGCGCGAGGACAGAGCGAGAUGAGGAAAUUUCUAAUUUUGGAGAGUCAGAGACCAUUUUACAUUUCGCGAAAAUUACUUUGAACGGCGUAAGAAAUUUCGAAAUUUUUUACGUAUCUUUUGGACAGUGCUACGGUCAAUAUUGCGCCAUCCGUGGAGCCAGGAAACUUUUUAUUGAUUUUUCUUUUCUGCAACUUGUUAAGGACACAUUUAUCGAGGUUUCAAGAUAAGUUACGUCAAAAAAAGUGCACAAAAUUUAAUUUUAUUACUGAAAAACCUAUCUGAACUACCGUAGUACGACCGGCCGCCUUAAACAGGCGUUCAACAGGCGUAAACAGAAAAUUUUCCGAACUAAAAAUCAGAGUUAUGAUAUCAGUUGUGUGGACCUACCUUACUUCGUAUUAAAAAUUAUACUUCUAUUGAAUCUAAUUUUUGAAAUGAUGGUCGCUUAGGGAAUAGUUCUUAUAGUUUGGUCCCAAGCUAGCAUGGAAUGGAAUUUAUUAUGAUGAAUUUACACAACAAGUUUUCGAGAAUCAAAAGUUAGAUGCUUGAGGCAUUUUAUCGUAGUUUCAUUGCAUGACUCAGGGCCAGACGCACGUGGCGUAGGAUAUUUGGAGGAUUUCGCCCCUGGACACGAGAUGAGACGAAUUUGGGAGGCCAAAUCGUCAUGGCAACGUGGCAAACUUCGGAGGCGAAAAGUCCGCCUUGAGCUCGUCCUUAGUCGUCAUGAUUACCCCGCCAUUCAACGCCUUUUGAUCGCUUUUUCAAUAGGUACGUAAUCCUCUUUUUUUCCCUUUUGCUUCUAUUCUUUUUUCGAAUGUUUAGUGCUUCAGUUAGCCUUCAGCAUGUUCAGGUUGUCCCUUUUUCGCUUUUUUUUUGUUGAUUUUUUGAUGUUAAAAGUAUGGCUUCCAAGGACUCCUAGGAAAGUCAGGAGGACUACACAAAUGACAGAAUAUAAGGUGUUUGCCGGAUUCAUUGAUGCGGAAGCCUCUGAAAGAAGUGGGCAAGGGCGAAAACUUCUUUUCACUAUUGUUUCAGAGCGAAAAAAACGUUGUCAUUAGUGCUUUUUUUGCUGAGGUGAAACUUUAUUUUUUUAUUUUUUUCUAUAUGAAUAGUUUCAUAUUCAAUUAAAAGCCGAUUCUACGUAAGUUUUUUUGAAUAAAAGCUGCAGCAGUAGUAAUAAUAAAUUUUCUAAAACACUGAACUAAAAAAAGUUUUUUUCAAACCAAGAUCUUUUUGAUUUGUUCACAGAUCAGAGAAAAAACUGGAUAUUGAAAUGUUAAAAACAAUAGCCUAAUAACUUUUCCAUUUCACAGAAAAGUCAAAAUAAGCCAUUAAGAAUACGCGGACACAACUUCAAAACAGCAGGUGCUAACGAAAAAUAGGCCAAUGAUUGAAAUAUGUUCAUUUUUUGAUACUUAUUCGGCUUCUUAUUUUCGAGUUUUUCAGGUCCUACGCCAGAAGCCUCGCUUCGAAUAUGUCUCUGAUCCGGGCCCUUGACAAGCUCGACAGAGAUGAAACUGCGCGAAUCCUCGAGACCAUGCCGGUUCGUCUGUUUUGAAUAAACAUAUUUUGUGAGUCGGGAAAAGUUAUUAGGAAAAAUUCGAAAAAACGUGAAAUCAUUAAGUCGAGAAGAAACAAACUGUGAAUCUCAAAAGAGCUUAGGGUCACAGUGUUUGCAGCGAGUUUUCAGAUUCAUACUUAACAAUGCUCCUUUUCUGUUUCUGAUUUCGAAUCUGUGCUUGAAAAUUGAAAAAAAAAAUCUCUGGGAAAAGUAUGGUCGCUAAAAAAAAACUUGACUCAACUUGACAGAACGAAACAAUAUUUCAAACAAAAACCAAAGAGAAGAAGUGAAUUGCAGUCGGAAGUAAGCGUCCGGGACGAAGAAGACCGCGUCGCCCUGCACUACGCCGCCGAAGUCUGUGACUUGGAAACUUUCCAACGAAUUUUCAAUGAAAAUCCUACCUUGUUAGAUGUGACGGAUAAAAAUGGGUCAGCAGUAUACUUUUGCUAGGAGUAAAUAAAGUGAAUUUGAAGACACACUCCGUUACUAAACGCGCUGAUGGCUGGUCGCAUUGAUAUCGCCGAGUUUCUGACUUCAAAAGGGGCCAACGUCCAUCAAAUUGACAAAGAGGGGCAUAAUGCUGUUCAUUGGACGGCCGUCUGUGGACAGGUAACCAAAAACAUCUUCCAUUCAUUCACGAGUUCUCCAGGUGGAAGCCCUCAACUGGGCUGUUUCCAAGGGCGUCGAAGUGAAUGCUCACGAUUCAACGGUUUUCGGGUCAAGUUAUUUUCUUUCAACAAAGUCUUUCAGCAGAAUGCUUGUCCACUUCAUUACGCAACGGUGGCGGAUGAAGUUCCAGCGGAACUUGCGCUGUCCGUUUUGGUGACUCUUUUGAAACACGGGGCCAACGCGAAUUGUAAGGACAAGGACGAACGGACCCCCAUUCUCUGGUGUGCGAGCAAUGGUGAGGGGAGGAAGGAGCCGAAUGAGUGGAAAGUCUCAGGAAAUGUCCAGGCGAUGAACACUCUGAAACAAGCCGGCGGCGACAUGUUGGCCAAGGACCGCGACCAUCUCGGCGCUCUGCACUGCGCUGCCAGCCAUGGGUAUCACGAGGUUCAUUUUGAAAAAGAAAUAUAGAAUUUCCAUAUUUUGAACUCAAAAAAAUUAGACGAAACUAGACUUAUAGAAUGCGUCAGAGUUACGGAAACAUCUCACAAAAAAACAUAAAUUUCGAUUGAGCGACAAUUUCUCUUUAAGAAUAGGUUUUCAAAGUUUUAACUAGACCUUCUGAUGUCCCUUCUUUUACUGCGUUCAGUUGCAAAGAAAGCAAAUUUUUCAUAAAAAAAUUUAAAAAAAGUGAAUCCUUGAAGAUUUAGACAGAAAUCGCAAUCAGGAAACAGCUAGUCUCACCAGAAAACCGUCAGAUUUUUUUCAAAAAGCUUUAAAAAAAGAUUUAGAAAGCCUUUAAAAAAUCUUUCAGGUGAUAGAACUGGUCAUGAACAGCAUCUCUGCGAAGCAUGUCGACGAAGAAGACCGAGCCGGCCACACGGCGCUCUUUUAUGCCGUCACCUUUGGUCAUUACGAAUCCGCCCUCAAACUUCUUCAAUAUGGCGCCAAUCCAAAUCACCAAGUCAGAUUUCCAGAACAAGACUUCCCUUCAAAUUGAAAAUGAUAGGAUCACCGACUGCGGACCCCGUGUCAUUGUGCCGCUGCGAAGGGCCAGAUGAGAAUGCUGAAACUUCUGAGACAACACAACGCCUCCUUCGAAAUCCAGAACUACAGAGGCGACAUGUCUUUCCAUGAAGCCGUGCAGACCGGCAGCAAAGGUUGCGAAACAGAGAGUCAGCCCCGAUAAAUGAAGAACAUCAGACGUCGUCGAAUGGCUUCUCGCCAUGGAUCCUUCAACUCUGGAUGCGCCCAACCACCAAGGAAGAACUGCUCUUCAUCUCGCUGCCGCGUCUGGUUUUUCUCUCGGAGUUUGAAAAUAUUUCUGACGAGCCGUCUUUCAGGAAAUCUCGAAAUGGUCAUAUUUCUCUGUUCGAAAAAAUGCUUCGUUGAUCCGUUGAUGCUCUACAAAGUAAGUUUCAGUUCCUCAAGUUUUCACUAUUUUCAUCUUUUUUUUCCAGGAUGUCAUAUAUACACCUCUAGAUAUUGCCAAGAAACAGAAACAUGAGGUAAGGGGAAUCCCCGAAUUAGGAUGUUUCAAGUGAACUAAGGUGAUCGUGGAGUAUCUAACUCAGCAGUUCAACGCGCAGUCAAGCGAUCAAAUGGAGCCCGAAACCGUCCAAAAGUGGCGUCUUUCAUUCGAAGAGCAGAUAGUGCAAGGUGAGCUUUGAGAUGGAAUCAGAACGUGUAAGUUUCAAUUUUCAGCCAAACUCGACCGAGUGAAAAGAAUCGCGGAAUCACAUAAACUGGCUGAAGAAGAAGAAAACCCCAAAAAACGGAGUAUCAUUUCAGAAAAAGCUGUGAAGAUCGACGCCGCUGUGAAUACUUCAGUAGGAUUUCUUUCUCAGUUAUUUCGUUUGAGUUGAAAAUUUAGAGCCGACAACUGAGCUCAGCCGGUUCAAGUGUUAGAGUCGCUCUCACCAAAGCAACUUCCACUACUCAGUUGGAAGAAGUCAAAGAGCCUCUCGAGGUAUCUCUCAAUACAUGAUUCGCCUUUGGAAAAAAAUCAUUUUCAGAAGAAAGUUGUGGUCAAUGAAGAGAAAGCAAAACUUUUCAACGUCGAUGAAGACUUUGAGGUUUCAGAGCUUAAAAAAUCAGUUGAAGUCGAUUUUUAGAACUUGCCUGCGAUUUCCGAUGAAAGCGAGUACGAAACUGAGAAAGAAGAAGAAGAAGAAGAAGAAGCAGGAGAAGAGGGGGACGUUGACCAGAAGGUGAUGGACAAGGAGAAUAUCAAACGUCGUUCGAAGAGCCUUCCGAAGUUGAAUUCUGGAAAGGAGAAGGCGGGAGAUGGAUCUAAGAAGAAGGAUACGGUGAGCAACAAAAAGCGAGUUGAAUUAUCAAUCUCCUCCGACAAAGUCAAAAAAAAUGUCAAAACUUGAGGGAAGAAAUUUUCAUCAAAGGCUACAUAUUAAUUUUUUUUUGGACUGGCCGGUACACUGACCAAGUUUACGAUGCUCAACUGAAAUCAAAAUAUUUUCUGUAAUUCAUCUGAAAAAUGAUUAUUUUUCAGAAAACUAAAGUAAUGAUGAGGGUACGGAGAGAACCCGAGUUCGGGAACGACGUCGGGGAAUUCGAAAUCUACGAAGACGACUGGGAGCAAGUUCCCAACGUGAAAAGAGCCGUCGGUCAGCUUUUCCCAAACUUCCGAUAUUUUCAGAUAGUUACAGGCAAAGACGCGAACCGGAAAUACAUCCACGAAAAGGCGAUUUUCCAAGAACUGACGCAUCUGAAACGAAUGCAGAUUCAGUACGGGAAAGUUCAAGAAAGGAUUUUGGUUCGGUCGCUUGUCGCGAACUUCUGCAAGAUGCACGGCUUGGAUCCGGCCAACUUCAAGUUCCACACUUUUUACGCUUGGGAGAAAUUCCUUUACGGCAAGUAUUCAUUUCUAGAUGACUUGCGAGAAAUGGUGGCGCAGUUUGGAAGGUUUCAUCUUUAUUCGAGAAAAAAAAAUAGAGAAAUGAAAUUUUGAAGUGGCUGCAUAGCAGAUUUUUGAUUAUUGGCUCAAUUUCUCUCAGAAAGUCGUAGAUCAAGUUUUUUUUCGCUAGUUACGUUUUGCAUACCAAAUAAACAAUCCUCCGUUUUCCAAGAUCUGUAUUUUUUUUCUUUCAAACUAACGAAUCGAUAGUUUUUUUCAGAUUUUUGGGUACUUUAUAUUUUAUUUUCUAUCAGAAAAAAAGAAAAAAAUUGGCGGUUUCAGAAUAAAUUGUUUUUCAAACUAAAAGAAAAAAAUGCAAAUUUGUGCCAGAAGUACUUCGUAGCGUCGUCGUAAAUCUACGCGAAAGCCAAAAAGUCGUUCGCCUUUAAAUUUAUUUUUCGUAAUUUCCUAUCAAAGCAAUGAGAUUAAGGAAACUUUGCAGAAGCAGUUCCAUUUCUUCCAUUUUGAAAAUCAUUUUUCUUUACCAAAAAAGGUUACUAGGAAGAAUUCAUUUCAUUUUAUCUUGCGAAUAGAAUUUUUCAACUGCUUUGAAAUACAGCAGCUCUAAACCUUCAAAAACUGCGCCAAUUAUUUUCUAGUCGGCUUCACAGCCGCGGCUUCUUUGCUUGCACGCCAGCAGCUCUCCUCAUUUUCAGACGCGCUUUCAGAGCAGCUCAAGACCAUCUACCUGGACGAACGGGAGAGGCUGACGCAGGCCCGUGGCGACGGCGACAAGUUCCAGAAGAGGGCGGCCCGCAGUGUUCCCUUCAACGAGAAGAUGAAGGAGAUGCGUCGGGCCUACAACGGCGGCCUCACGGCCAGCACCGCCGCCGCCAACCGCCACAAGAAGCUCUUCGAAGGUGGAAAACGCUGCGAUUGCCUCGACAAGCACUUGCUUCUUCAAUGA